CUCGCUUUCGUUUGGAAGACCCGGAAGUCGCUUCUCUUUCUCCUUCCCCUCUAAGCCGGCGGUAAGAUGGCAGCCACCGCGGAUUGCGACGUGAUGAUGACACCAGAGGAACCGGAGAGGAGCGCUGAGGAACGGGAGAGAGAAGCUGAAGCGUGCAAAGAGAAGGGGAACGUAUUUUAUGCACAGAAGAAUUAUAAUGAGGCGUACAACUAUUACACAAAAGCCAUCGAUUGGUCCCGUAAAAAUGCGAGUUACUAUGGCAACAGAGCAGCCACCUUGAUGAUGCUUGGGAAGUAUAGGGAGGCGCUAGAAGACGCCCAGCAGUCGGUGCGGCUCGAUGACACUUUUGUAAAGGGCCAUCAACGAGAGGGGAAGUGCCACCUGACUCUGGGGAACGCCAUGGCAGCGACCCGAUGCUUUCAGAAAGUAGUGGAACUGGAACCAAAUAAUGAGCAGGCACGACAAGAGCUGAAAAAUGCAGCUGCUGUCCUGGAGUAUGAAAAAAUUGCUGAAGCUGACUUUGAAAAGCGGGACUUUCGAAAGGUUGUAUUCUGCAUGGAUCGAGCCUUGGAGUUGGCCUCUGCCUGCCAUCGCUUCAAAAUCCUCAAAGCAGAGUGCCUGGCUCUGCUCGGCCGCUAUCCAGACGCACAGUCGGUGGCCAGUGAUAUCUUGCGUAUGGACUCCACCAAUGCAGAUGCGUUGUAUGUGAGAGGUCUCUGCUUGUAUUAUGAAGAUUGCAUUGAGAAAGCAGUACAGUUUUUCGUUCAAGCCUUGAAGAUGUUCCCUGACCAUCAGAAAGCACGCUUGGCAUGCAGAAAUGCAAAGGCACUAAAAGCCAAGAAGGAAGAAGGCAACCAAGCUUUUAAAGAUGGCAACUAUGAACAGGCAUACCGACUUUACACUGAAGCACUUGCCAUAGAUCCUAAUAAUAUAAAAACCAAUGCCAAACUGUACUGUAACCGUGGCACUGUCAACGCAAAGCUUAAGAAACUAGACGAGGCCAUUGAAGACUGUACCAACGCCAUUAGACUGGAUGACACUUACAUCAAGGCGUAUCUACGAAGGGCACAGUGCUAUACAGGCACAGAGCAGUAUGAAGAAGCAGUCAGGGAUUACGAAAAGGUUUAUCAAACAGAAAACACAAAAGAACACAAACAGUUCCUUAAGAAUGCACAGCUGGAAUUAAAGAAGAGCAAGCGGAAAGAUUAUUACAAGAUACUGGGUGUGGACAAAAAUGCUUCGGAAGAUGAGAUAAAGAAGGCCUAUAGGAAACGAGCACUAAUGCAUCAUCCGGAUCGACAUAGUGGCGCCGCAGCCGAAAUUCAAAAAGAAGAAGAAAAAAAAUUUAAAGAAGUAGGAGAAGCUUUCACGAUUUUAUCUGACCCCAAGAAGAAGGCUCGCUACGAUAGCGGGCAGGACCUCGAAGAGGAUGGAAUGAACAUGGGAGAUUUUGAUGCCAACAAUAUUUUUAAGGCUUUCUUCAAUGGCCCUGGAGGUUUCAGUUUUGAAGCCUCUGGUCCAGGAAAUUUCUUCUUCCAGUUCGGUUAAAAUCCACAAGACCAACUUGCCCCCUGCCCAACCUCUCUUUCUUCCUUAUGACCGGCCCUUCCUGCCCCUCAUCUUUUUUUCCUUUGUUCAAGUGUUUUAACCUGGAAUAUGGACAUUAUUUAAUCAGACUUCUCCGAGGCGAUGCCAUGACCCUCUGUUAAUUCUAGAAGUGUUUUUUUAUUAUUAUUUCAAAUCCAUCUCGGUUAAAUACCUCUGUGUGCUCGUGUGUGAAGGAUAUUUUGAACACAGCAUGAACUAACGUAACAAAUAAAAUUUAAAAAAAGCCUGAUACAAA
Molecule: messenger RNA, 1843 nt
Organism: Spea bombifrons (plains spadefoot toad)
Lineage: Eukaryota; Metazoa; Chordata; Amphibia; Anura; Pelobatidae
Gene: DNAJC7
Product: DnaJ heat shock protein family (Hsp40) member C7
Exons: 14
Coding region: 67-1548 (493 amino acids)
Molecular function (GO): protein binding
Source: RefSeq, a predicted model, not a curated record